AUGGCUGAUGCGCUUGUUGAGUACUUCAGUCAAUCCGUCCGCGCGCGCAUUCUGGGUCACGGCCGAGAUGUCGAUCCUUUCAUUGAAAUUGUGAACUGUAUUCUCGAUAAUCUCGUUGAAGGAUUCGGUCAUGUGGUCGUAGCGCGCGUUAUGGGACCGGGUAACGUUUUCGAAGCUCUCGCCAAUGCUCUUGACGGUGUUUUCGUACAUCUCGUUGAAGCAUUGGGACAUACUAUCAAAGCUCUCGUUGUAACGCAGGUCCAUGGAAUCCAGGCUAUCGUUGAAGGUCUUGAUGAUCCUGUCGUCUUUCUUGCCUUGCUCCUCGAAUUGGUCAUCUGUCCAUUUGGUCCUGACAUCGAUCUGCUCAUGCAUGAUCGUGUUCAUCUUCUCGAUGCGGGCAACCUCCGCGGGCAGCUUUUCGAGGCGGGCAACCUCAAUGGGCAGCUUCUCAAGGCGGGCAACGUCCAUGGACAGCUUCUUGACAAGGUCUGA
Messenger RNA from Penicillium brevicompactum, 492 nucleotides. RefSeq lists its product as uncharacterized. The transcript has a single exon. The record is from RefSeq and is a predicted model, not a curated record. NCBI's taxonomy places the organism in Eukaryota, Fungi, Ascomycota, Eurotiomycetes, Eurotiales, Aspergillaceae. Bases 1 to 492 code for a protein of 163 amino acids.